Molecule: messenger RNA, 243 nt
Organism: Geodia barretti
Lineage: Eukaryota; Metazoa; Porifera; Demospongiae; Tetractinellida; Geodiidae
Source: the annotation of a GenBank genome assembly
AUGGCCCUGUCCAAGGGUGGACCUUCGGAGCUGACAAGGCGGGAGCGGGAGGUGAUUGAGUUUGCCUCCCAGGGCGCCACAAACAGACAGAUUGCUGAGGCGCUGUUCGUUACCGAGAACACCGUAAAGGUCCACCUGCGUAACAUCUACCGUAAGCUCGACGUGCAGAACCGCCACCAGCUGACGGCUCUUGCGCACCGGUCGGGGUUUAACGGCCCGAAUUUAAGCGUACCGCCUGUCUAA